Messenger RNA from Sycon ciliatum, 3435 nucleotides. RefSeq lists its product as uncharacterized. The record is from RefSeq and is a predicted model, not a curated record. NCBI's taxonomy places the organism in Eukaryota, Metazoa, Porifera, Calcarea, Leucosolenida, Sycettidae. The transcript is spliced from 10 exons. Bases 40 to 2178 code for a protein of 712 amino acids.
UACUGCUGCGCAUGCAAAAGUAACGGCCAGCGUCCGUACAUGCGCGGCGCUGACGCGUCGGUGCGUUGCUGGGGCCGGGGGGAGAGCGGCCGGCUGACCCCGAAUCUGAAAAGAAAAAGGGCUUCAGCCCACUGCCUGCGCUUUUCCAAACUCUGGUACCAUGCAUAUGAGCUUCUACCAGCAAUCAUGAACUUCACCAUUGCACUGAAAGUCACCUACAGGUCACCAAACAGUAUGAAAACACAGCUGAUCACCAUCUCGCCAAGUCGACCCAUCGGCGCUACCAGCGAUCGCAAGGUUGUUGCGGAGUUCCUCGGAGACCUCGCACCUGCUGAAUACUUCAUCAACCUGCAGAACAAGUACUUGCUGGUACCGAACAUCCGUGACAAGCUGAACGACAAGCAGGCGUUUGACCUUGGCUUGGAGCCACUGGAAGUUCUCCAAGUGAAUCAUGGCAUGCCGUACUGGAUGCUGGUGGACCGAGAUCGGGUGGACUUCAGCGGCCGCUCGUGCAACAAGAUUGGCGUCUCCUACACCGGCUUCAAGUUUGAGCAGCGCAGGUGCUACAGUCGGCCAUACAGCUGCCUGCACGACCAGCCGCAGGCCUUGUGGAAGCGCGAUGUGGAUCUAGACAGGCAGCAUGGUGGCCGAGUCAGGGGCGACUUCCUGGUCAAGAACUUUGGCACCAUUCAAGAGGACAAGUUUGGUGCUCUGGAAAACAACACAAACAUCACCUACCUGUCCUUCCUGCCCCGGGACCGACGUGAAAGCAUAGUGACUAUGCAGAUUGAUGCCGACGAUCUCAUCAUUAUCUCCAACAGGAGUCCUGGACUGCUGGUCAGCGUGACGACACACAACUUUAAAAGUCGAACUCGCGACGGAAUGAUGAUGGUGCAGAUCCAAAACACCGGUUAUGUCGCUGCAGAAUAUACGGUAAGCGUAACAAACUGCAGCGAUGGCAUUGCAGGUAUUGCUGCCCAGGUGGCCACGGUACAGCCCGGGCAGAGCCGCAUGCUCACCUUCCAGCUGCACCAGAGCAUACAAGAUGAACGUGUCAACUACUGCCUUGUCAAAUUGUUUGAUCAGGCACAAGCUGAAAUCGACUCGAAGGCUGCCUUCUUCACCACUCUUUCGGAUUGUGAGUGUCUUGGUCGGUCGGCCACCUGUGGUAAAUGUGAGUGUGAUGGUACGAAUGGAGAGAAGUACACAUUGGACGUGAUCGACGUUGCCACAAACCGCAGCGUGAAAGCGGCAGUGGGCAUCUGCGGCUUGUCGGACGACUGGCUGCCGGACUUCUCCAACUUCACGCGCAUCAUGGAACAGCCGCCGCCGACCCUGUCCAGCCAGUUUCUAGCAUAUCUGCAGCGGUGGUAUGUCCUGCUGGCAAUCGGCGUGCUCGCACUCAUCCUGGCCGGGGCACUGAAAAUGUGCUGCGAGGGCUACUGCUUCAAGCGCGACCUGGAUUCGCUGAUUGUCAACAGGCUCUUCUUCGAUGGUCCGCCAAGCCGGCAUCGGCCACGCGAGCAGGUCUACUGUCCACAUCACGACCGGCCAAAGGAUAUCCGUCAGAUGAUAGGCUUCAUGUUCUUCGUCUACCUACCCGUGGCAGUGGUCAUGUCCGCCAUGCUCAUGCUGGUGCGUGCCGUCCUGGCUCUGUAUCGCCUGUACAUGCAGCGUGAUAUGCUACAAGGCCUGGCACUGCUCUCCACGCACCUCAAGCCUCAUCCACAGCAUGGCGAGCCGCCUCGCUCCCACCCCACCGUGCCUGCAAUGGCCCAGGAUGAUGAUGGCGAUGAUGACGAUGCUACUACUGCUGGCGAAGAAAUACAGGGAGGGGAGGGAAGAAGACACUCGGGUGCCACACUCCUUCGCAUGACGACACAGAGUGAUUCGGAUGGCCGGUUGGCCACGUCCGACGGGCCAGAAAACGAGAUCUCUUUGAGAAACAGACGGCACCAGCGCUCUGGCCAUGCUAGGUCAGAGCAGCCGUUGACGCAAUCGAGCGCGCCAAUACCCAAUGCUGCCGAGUUUGUCCAUCUCGACAAUAGCAACAUGCAGCAUGAAAGCCAAACGCAGCCCAACUCAGACUUGGACUCAGACUCCGGCCACGGCGCUCGACAGCCGUUGUUGACACAUUCCCAAACAGUGUCAUCGGCAGACUCUAGCAAGCAGACAUGACCAUGGGAGAUGAGCCACUUUUACAAUAUUCACAUACUAGUACCCAGAAAAUAAUAAUGAAAGACUAUGAUACUGGGGUCAGGACAAAUGAGACAACUCCUGAACAGGGGCUGCAUCGAGCAGGAGUUACAGGUCAGAAGAUGCCGCAAUAGCUUAGUACAAGUCAUAGCUUAGUACAAGCACAGCUAGCUAUGCUUGGUAGUGUGAGUGGGCCGGUGUUUCUAGACAGCCACGGUAAUCAAGCCGCCAUGUGGAAGUGUGAAUGCUUGAGGCAAGAUGAGAAAUCAACACUCGCCGGUCUUUAGUGGAUCACUUCUACCUUGUGACACAUGUACUUGUACUUCAAAAGGAAGAAAGAAGGACUGUGCUGGUACCGGUAGUUGAAGCCACGCCGCGUCCUUCAAGAACUGAUGGCUUGGCAGGUUUCUGCUCUGUAAAGCCAAUUAAACAUCUCAUGCAGCAAACAUCAGAAACACUUAGGACACUGGAAAAACCGGAGUUGAGUCCCUUCUGCUGCUGCUGCUGCUGCUGCUGCUGCUUUCAUUGGUUUUCUCAGUCAUCGUUUGCUUGCGAAGUCACACAUUGUACUGGAUGUAGUACAGUAAUCCUGCAGGCAUGUUACCUACAGGUUCACUGUACGUACACACAGUCUACACUGUACAAACAUACAGGAGGCCAUGAGAUGUCAAUACACUUCAGAUUUCACAACCGUAUGUAUACUUCGAAGUAUACAUACUCGCUCGCUUUGCCAGUAUGUGCUCAUUCUAUUUUCUUUGAAUCGUUCCUUGCAGUGUUUCCGCACCGAUGGGUGUACUUGUAGUAGGCACAUGCACGCACGUACGCGCACACAUAUACGCACACACGCACACACACACUUUCUCUCUCUCUCUCUCUCUCUCUCUCUCUCUCUUUCUCUCUGUUGAUUAUUUCUGUGUCUCCGUCUCAUCCAUUCGUACUUCGGUGUAUGCCAUUGAGGGUCAAAUCACGAGAGAGACAUGACAAGCCCUACGUUAUUGCCCAGUAAGUCAAAGGAGCUUUCCAACCCAGUUCAUUUAACACCUGCAACAGCCAAUUGAUUUUUCUUUUCACCACGAGUUGUGGACGUAAAAUGAAUAAUGAAGUUUCCGGUAAAGUCCGCGGCUUCCACACAUGCAUACGUGCUCAUGACUGUACAUAAUAUUACUUAUAUUAGUAUAGUGUACAUGUAGCUGUGCAGGCAACAUCAUGAACACACCCUUCGCUUGCUGAUAACCUCUA